GGCUGGGACUCCCAGAUGGUGGGACCCAGUUUCCAUACUGGGCCUGGCUCUGGUCCAUGUGUUGGCCACUGGGCUUCCCCAAAACUCUGCUCUCCCAGGCUGCACCAUGAGCUCCGGCCUGCCCUGGGCCUGGCCAGGCAGUGGACUCUGGAGGAUGAAGAAGAGCAGGAGCGCGAGCGCCGGCGGCGGCACCGGAAUCUGAGCUCCAUCCUGGACGACGAGGCCCCCAGGCUCACCCAGAACGGAGACACACCGGCUGCCCAGAGACUGCCGAGCGUGGAGGAAGCAGAGGCGCCCAAGCCACGAACCUCAGGCUCUAAAGAUGAGGAUGAGGACAUCCAGGCCAUCCUCAGGGUGCGCCAGGAGUGGAGGCAGAGGCGGCAGGUGGUGGAGGCUGCCCAGGCCCCCAGCCCGCUGGAGGCAGAGGAGGGAAGGGACAGCUCUGGCCCAGGGCAGGCCAAGCCGCAGCCCCUCACGCCUAAGAAGGAAGUGGAGCUGCCACCCCGCGGGAGACUGAGCCGGGAGCGGCGGGGCCCCUGGGCCAGGGAGGAAGAGAGCUUGACUGGCCAAGAGUCCGAAGGCGGGAAGAAUGAGGCCUCAGAGAAGCCCGCAGUCUCUGAGAAGCCCCCCGUUCCAGGGAAGACGUUAGUACUUGGAAAGAGACUGGUCUCGGAGGAAAGCUCCAAUUCAGAGAAGGCCCUGGGCCCUGAGAAGAUAUCUGUGUCAGAGAAAAGAGCCGUCUCAGAGAAGUCAGUUCUAGAAAAAACAAGUGUGUCGGAGAAGCUCCCAGCCCCAGGGAAGACAUCAGACUCGGAAAGGAAAGUAGUUUCUGAGAAAGCAUUGCUCUUUGAGAAGUCUCUGGUGUCAGAGAAGACCCCGGCCACCAAGACAAAGCUGGCGCCAAAGAGGGUGGCCGCCCCAGGGCAGCCCCAGGCAGGGGGGCAGCUGGCCUCUGGGGGAAGCCAGCCCCCCACCAUCACUGGGCAGAGGGGAAAGGUCCUCCCUGAGAAGAGCCCGCCAUCCCCGGCCGAGCUGGAAGAGCAGGGGGCGCCGGACCCUCCGGCUGCGGCUUCCCGCCUCCCGCCCAUCGCAUUCCAGGUGAAAAUCCCCAGCAAGGAAGAAGAGGUGGACACAUCCUUGCCCACCCAGGCCACCUACAGCAGCUCCCUCAAACGCUCCAGCUCUAGGACCAUCUCCUUUCGGAUGAGCCCCAGGAAAGACAACUCAGAGACUACCUUAACCCGCAGCGCCAGCAUGAGGCUCCCGGCGGGCACGGUCAAGUUAGGGGAGAAGCUGGAGAGAUACCACACAGCUAUCCAGAGAUCAGAAUCCGUCAAGUCUCCCAGCGCCUCCCGCACCGAGUUCUUUGUGGCUCCCAUGGGCGUAGCCAGCAAGCGCCACCUCUUUGAGAAGGAGCUGGUAGGCCAGAGCCGAGCAGAACCAGCCUCCAGCCGGAAGGAGAACUUGAGGCUUUCAGGGGUUGUGACGUCAAGGCUCAACCUGUGGAUCAGCAGGACCCAGGAGUCUGGGGAUCAGGACCCCCAGGAGGUGCGGAAAGAGUUGGCAGCCACCAAAAGGACCCAGUGGGGAAAGAAAGCAGACUCCUCCCUGGACGCUAAGGUGUGAUGAGCCCUGCCCGGACGGACCAGCAAGUCUGCGUCUCAGGGGCCCUCCCUCAGGCCAGGCCCUGCCGCCAGCAGCACCCCCGUCUCUCAUAGCCCCUGCUCGCUCUCUGCUUCUGGACCUGGGGCCAGGGGUGUCGGGGAAACUCAGCCACCUCCUUCCCAGUCUAGCAUCUGGGAGCGGGUGUGCCCCGGCACCAUCUCAUCCCACUGCAGGCACAGCAGAUCCUGGGACCCAGUGUCAGCCCAGGGCACAGCACCGGCUCUCGUCAGCACCAUGUGGCCUCCAUGGCCUGUCCAGAGGUGGCGUCCAGGUCCUGCUCACUUCCAGGGUCAGGGCGGUGCUGUCUCUGGAGAACUCCAGGGUCCCCUCUGCGAUCUGUUCCCAGCCGGUGCCUCCAUGUGCCUAUGAUGUCCGUCCCUCACUGAGGCCUGGAGCCUCGCACCGCAGUCCCUGGAGCCCACCUCCAGCCUGCUGUGGCCCUCGGGCCAGAUCGUCCACGAGCUGUGCUGUGUCUUCCGCGUGCCCCGUCUCUCUGCUUUGUUUGGCUCUCACGUCCUUGCCCUGCUGCUCUGGCUGGGAGCUCGGUGACAUUUUGUGCAACCCCUUCAACCUGUCUGAAAAAGCUGUUCUCAGGAAAGAGCUGAUAAACUCAUUCACUCUCAGGCGUGACUAAUAAGACCUUCAAAGUGGAUUCCUUCCUGGAGGAUUUGCUUUUGAGCGGGGUCCCUGCCGUGUGUGAGCAGGUUGUUGUGACUGGAUGGGGGGGCGUCAGGUGUCAUUUUCCUUGUAGCCCCCCUUUCUCACAUUGACGUGGGCUGCCCCCCUGUCCUAGCAUAGUGACUUGGCGGGGGUGGUGUGGGGUGGGGGUGGAACCGCCACUUACAGUGCCGCGCCUGCCGCCCUGCAUCCCCAGCAAGGUCUCCCAGCAGCCCGUCCUCCCCUCCCCCAACGUCGUGGCCCCUGUGAGGUUGGAGAAUGCUGAGCUUUCUGAGAACCUAGGACAAACCAAACUCAGUCAGCCUGGUGCUCUGUCAAACCCCUUAAUCCUGUAAUUAAAAAAAAAAAUGUA
Messenger RNA from Ailuropoda melanoleuca (giant panda), 2695 nucleotides. It is a transcript of the gene LAD1, whose product is annotated as ladinin 1. Gene Ontology annotation, molecular function: structural molecule activity. Lineage: Eukaryota; Metazoa; Chordata; Mammalia; Carnivora; Ursidae. The transcript has 10 exons. The coding region runs from base 16 to 1626 and encodes 536 amino acids. The record is from RefSeq and is a predicted model, not a curated record.